UUAUUUUAUUGAUUUUGGGAAACCAAAAAUUGCUGACGGGUGAUGACGACAUCCGCUCCUGAACACGGAAAUGUAAGGAGCGUCACAAGAAAUAUUGUGUGAAGUAUUUAUUAAUUUUUGAGACACCAUGAGCGUCAGUGCACAGUGCUUCAUCUUUAUAUUUGCAGUGCUGAUAAAUGAAGUGUGUCUGCAGGUCACAGAACAGGGUUUUAUUGGUGGUUUUGUCAUCUUGCCAUGUUCUUCAACUGAACGGCCUCUCAAGCAAGACAUUAAUGUGCAUUGGAGAGAUGCAAAUGACAAGAUUGUGUUUGAUAUAAUCAAUGGUAAAGAUUUAUUAGACGAACAGGACCAGCAAUACAAGAACAGAACCGUACCUUUUUUCGGUGACGAGUAUGAGAGAGGAAACUUCUCCCUUAAACUCAUCAAUCUCACUCACGCUGAUGCAGGAGAGUUCAGCUGCCUCAUAUCACACUCAUCUGAGGAAAAGACUGUACUGCUGUCCAUCAACGAAGCAAAAGCAGAAAAUGGAAUUAAGUUACAUGACCAAAAAGAUGAGGGAGAACAACAAACGGGAGUAGAUGUGGGGACGUGUGUGCUCUGGGUUUGUAUUGCAAUAGGUACAUUAAGUGUAGCCUGUUUGAUUAUAUGUCUAAGGAGAAAAAUAAUUUCUGAUUGUCUGUCAGGAAUUUCCUUCUUUUCUGUCAAGACUGACGAGACAGUUAGUGAUGACAGUAUCGAAAAAGGGGUUUAAAAUGUUCACUUUUUUACUUUCGUUUUGCUGUUACACUAUUUCCAUGUGCACUUUGUUGUUGUUAUUAUAAAAAACUGAAAUCUUGAAUUGUGGAUACUUAAGUUAAAGAAUGAAUGAAUGAGUCUGUCAGUCUGUUACUGUGCCUUAACAAUUAUGCACCACAAUUGUGCUUUGCUUAAUAUUGUGUUUGCUAAUGUUAAAUCUAUUUUGUAUUCUUUAUAGUUUUAUUUUUGUUAAAAUGAAAACGUCAUUUACCAAUAUUUUUUCCUGCAUGGUUUCUGGUAAUAACUGUAUAAGUUAAUAUACAGUGUAAGAGAUUUAAUUGAUGUGUGUAAUACAAUCGAAAAUGCACAUUGGGGUUUUUUACUAUCAGUGUCUGAACAUUUCAAAUGUCUGAAUUAUACAGUUAUUAAAUAUACAGUUGAAAAGUUCACAUUUUUAAAUAGUAGCUGUUUUUGAAGCAGGACUGUGAUUGUUAAUGCCUUAAAAAUAAAUUUGCAGGUUUUCAUAGAAAUGUUUUAUGAAAGGUUUUCUCUUAUUAUUUUGCUACCAAGACCCAGUUUAUCUUGUCUAUAGCUAUUUCAGAAUUUAAGUUUUUAGUGUCUUAAGAAUAUACAAGACACUUGGAUCUCAGCAUGUUUUGUCUGAUGCAUUUCUAAUAAAAUUCAUGAAAUUAGUGUU
Messenger RNA from Labeo rohita (rohu), 1432 nucleotides. Its product is annotated as butyrophilin-like protein 10. The coding region runs from base 128 to 751 and encodes 207 amino acids. Gene Ontology annotation, cellular component: external side of plasma membrane. The transcript has 4 exons. NCBI's taxonomy places the organism in Eukaryota, Metazoa, Chordata, Actinopteri, Cypriniformes, Cyprinidae. Gene Ontology annotation, biological process: cellular response to lipopolysaccharide; T cell costimulation; cell surface receptor signaling pathway. The record is from RefSeq and is a predicted model, not a curated record.